Marasmius oreades (fairy-ring Marasmius) is the source of this 1358-nucleotide messenger RNA. RefSeq lists its product as uncharacterized. The transcript has 3 exons. The record is from RefSeq and is a predicted model, not a curated record. NCBI's taxonomy places the organism in Eukaryota, Fungi, Basidiomycota, Agaricomycetes, Agaricales, Marasmiaceae. The coding region runs from base 348 to 1358 and encodes 336 amino acids.
GUCGAUAACAAGAUCUUCAAGCAAUACCGAACUCUCUGUCUUACACAUAGGUCUACCUCGCCUUGCGCUGCCGUCACUGCACAUAACGCUCUCACACCUUGUCGGAACUGGCGACACUGUCGACCUCAUCCAUGGUACUGGCGGGAUUCUAUGUCAUCCAACUUGAAGCUUGAAGUCUGGACUCUGUGCCUGGUCUUUGCAUGCUCGUCGGAAGCGCCCAAAUCUUACCGGCCCCCUCAGUGUCAUCCGAGUCGGGGUUCGCUCCCUUGCGUCAGUGAGCCUUGUCCGGAUUCCUUGUCAGAGCCAUUGGCCCAUUCCACCUGCUAUCUAAGGUCAAGUUCUUGUAGAUGCAGAGCCACCAACUUUCCACCAAUCCACCCAGUUCGUUUCGUGUCGCAGACUGGAUAUAUCCCGAAUCAAGGUGUUCUGUGCACAAUUUUGGAAGAAAUCCGAGUCAGCUCGGAUGUGGAACCCUUCGCACCUUCGUCUCUCAACCCACUUCUCCCAGUAAUCCUCAAUUCCAAAACAACCAAUUCGAGCGGAUCAAUCACUAUGAUCUUCACUCUACACACAAUCCUUCUCGUUCCAUUCUCACUCCCUCGGGUCGAGCUUUCGCUAUCGGUGGUCGCAUCCAAAACAUUUCUUCAGAUCCCCUUAGCCCUUGUAUCAUGUACUGGCCAGAUAAUGAACCGCUUCCAGAACCAGGUCAAAUCCGUCCUGGUAACCUGCUUAACAUCACUCACCCUCCCAUUGUCAACACCGGUAACCGUGGACCGAUCACUCAUCAAGCGGGCGACUGGAUUUGCAAAAAAUGCAGCUACUUGAAUUGGAGGAGAAGGAAAGUUUGUCAGACAUGUUUACCUUACGCUGAAGGUAACGGGGAUUCCAUUUCUGCACUUCAGGCAGAACGUAUCGCUUUUCUCACUUCUGCGCUGGCUCAAACAUCCAUCUCCUCAUGUCCUCAGCCUACGCCCGCCGUCAUUCCUUCCCGCCACAGCCAGAGUCUGACGUCCCAGGGACGUCAAUUUGGCCACUAUGAGCAUCACCUCGACGUCUGCUCCCAACGUCUUCGUCGCUUUACAAAGCCAGGACAGGCCCGUCCGAAUAUCUCUACUGACGUUAUUUACCAAACUGCUCCCUCUAUUUCCGACCCUCUUCUUGCUCCUCGAGGCCCUUCCCUCCUUCCUUAUCCCUAUCACCUACGAAGACCCCAAGAAGACAACGGCUACCUUCAAGGGUUUGUCUCGUCGCCAAGCGACUCCGACUCUUCGGAGGUGGGCGACUCUGAGGCUGACGCGUCUUGGUUUCCCAAGUACUCAACCUCGCGGUUCAGUGGCAUCCAUCACCAGUGGAUAUAA